ACAAACCUACUUUUAUGUCUUCUUUCUUCUUUUUAUUCUCUACAAUCUCCAAUAAAAGUAUUAUUCUACAAAAAGUCUUCUUGGUCUACCUUCCCACAAACUCAAGAGCAAGAGCUUUCCAAUGAACAGAUACAAUCAACGUAAUCAGCAACCUUCUUUUAUUGCUGAUCAUUUCCACAGCUUGGAUCAGGUGAUAACUUCUUUGAGAGAAGCUGGACUAGAAUCCUCAAACUUGAUUUUAGGAAUUGACUUCACCAAGAGCAAUGAGUGGACAGGAAGACACUCAUUCAAUAGAAAAAGCCUUCACGCCAUUGGUAAAAGACAGAAUCCAUAUGAGCAAGCAAUAUCCAUAAUUGGCCGUACAUUAUCUCCAUUUGAUGAAGACGACCUUAUACCUUGUUUCGGCUUUGGAGAUGUAACAACACGAGAUCAAUAUGUAUUCAGCUUUUAUCCUGAGAACAAAAGCUGCGAUGGAUUUGAAACCGCAGUUAAAAGAUACAGAGAGACUGUUCCACAUUUGAAGUUGUCCGGUCCAACCUCGUUUGCACCGAUUAUUAAUGCAGCCAUCGACAUAGUGGAGCAGAACAAUAUGCAAUACCAUGUUCUUGUCAUUAUAGCAGAUGGUCAGGUCACUAGGAAUCCAGAUUUGCCAUUUGGUCGGCUUAGUCCACAGGAAGAAGCUACUAUGAACUCCAUAGUGGCAGCUAGCCAUUACCCGCUGUCCAUCGUCUUGGUUGGAGUAGGAGACGGACCCUGGGACACAAUGAAACAGUUUGAUGACAAUAUCCCUCACCGCAAAUUCGAUAACUUCCAGUUUGUGAACUUCACAGAGAUAAUGUCAGAGCACAAAGACGCAGCUAAAAAGGAGGCUGCUUUUGCACUCGCAGCUCUAAUGGAGAUUCCUUUUCAGUACAAGGCUACAUUAAGUCUCGAUAGAAAACAAGUGCGUGCUUCCCGUUUGCACCACAAGCCACUCCCUCCACCACCGGAGGUCAUAGAGCGUGACAAUGCUGUUAGAGCAGUGCCAAAUCCAGUAACAGAAACUGCAGAGAAAAGUGAAAGAACGGCUCCAGUAACACAACCGGUAUGCCCGAUUUGCUUGACGAAACCAAAGGACAUGGCCUUUAGCUGCGGCCAUACUACGUGCAAGGAAUGUGGUGUCGUUAUCAAGACAUGCCCAAUGUGCAGACAACCUAUCACAACGAGGAUAAGGCUGUACACUUGACUCGAUGAGGCAAAAGCCCAUAUAGUUUAGGCAGCUAAACUCCAUGUCCAUACUUUUGUGUACCAUAUUGAAUAGUUCAACCAGAAUAAUAAUAAAAACCUAAAAUCAUGACCUGCAGUAGUUUGUAAUAAACGAAAAUUCUUAACUUGACAAAAGAA
This is a messenger RNA of Brassica oleracea var. oleracea, 1383 nucleotides long. RefSeq names its product E3 ubiquitin-protein ligase RGLG1. The transcript has 10 exons. The record is from RefSeq and is a predicted model, not a curated record. Bases 122 to 1225 code for a protein of 367 amino acids. Lineage: Eukaryota; Viridiplantae; Streptophyta; Magnoliopsida; Brassicales; Brassicaceae.